Clunio marinus is the source of this 183-nucleotide messenger RNA. The record is from the annotation of a GenBank genome assembly. Lineage: Eukaryota; Metazoa; Arthropoda; Insecta; Diptera; Chironomidae.
AUGUUUGGAAAUAUUUUUGAUAUUCAACUUAAUCUUAUCCUAAAAUCUUUGAAAGUUGUUGAAACUGAAGAAUUAAAGAGAAACAAAGCCGUGGAACUUUUGCAAACAACAAUAACUUCAUUAAACUCAAAGUACACGUCAUCUAAUCUCAAAGCAGUUGUAGUUUCUCAGUAUAAUAAAUAG